Messenger RNA from Pseudogymnoascus destructans, 2645 nucleotides. RefSeq lists its product as uncharacterized. NCBI's taxonomy places the organism in Eukaryota, Fungi, Ascomycota, Leotiomycetes, Thelebolales, Thelebolaceae. The record is from RefSeq and is a predicted model, not a curated record. The coding region runs from base 798 to 2036 and encodes 412 amino acids. The transcript has a single exon. Gene Ontology annotation, molecular function: protein binding.
AUGACUUUAUAUUUUAGAAGCGGUUUCCCACCACUCGUUGGCCUCCCACACAGUUUGCUUAGCCAAUUAAUCUCUUGCCUCUCUGCCCAUCAUCUUUAUUGAACCACCGCAAAAGGCACGUUUGCCUCCACCUCCUUUAAUAGAAAGCUCCGUCAACACCUUUUCAUGCGUAUGCCCUGCGCUUAGUUUGUGCCACAAUGUCCUUCAUCGGGUGAUUGUAGGUUUCCGGCAACUCUCGACCCGUCCCCCGCCUUGUCUUUCUAUUGAAAAGAACAACGAGAGACGCAGUACAAACUGUUCACGGUAGAAUAUUCUAGCAACCUGGCAACUAUCAGGCCUUGAUUCUAAAGCAUGAGGCGGCACGUGACGUGGAAUUACAACAGCUCGCCCAUUUCGCUCCAAACUCGCCGGAUUUUGGGUAUCAACGCAUGAGACUCAGCCAAUCCCCUUUGUUGAGUAUGUUAAACAGUUUCACAUUUAGUGGAGGCUACCAUUGGAGGCCGCACCAUGCCUACAAGCUUUCCAUGAAUUAUCUUCCAACAUCGCCUUCAAUCCUUCGAUAGUACACAAUAGCACAUCUACUGCUCGAAUACAGGGCGGACAGUACACGAAAAUGUAUAGCAUGGCGACUGAUCUAAUGUACGCACUUCGGGAGGUCCCAGGGAAGGGUAAAGGACUCAUCGCCACACGAAAGAUCCCUAUGGGUACGCGCAUCCUCUCUGAAGAGCCCAUCAUCAGAGUGCCCGAAGCUGCUCCUGACACCCUUGCGCUACGAGCCUCCAUAAACCAACAAGUCGAUGCACUCACUCCGGACCAACGACAAGCCCUCCUCUCCAUGCAUAACAUCCACGACGACGAUGCUGCCUCGCGGUACCUGGGAAUCAUCCGAACGAACGCGCUUCCUUUUGGGGACUGUGAAAGGGAAGCGGGCAUUCGUUAAUGCAUGCCGCAUUAAUCAUGACUGUGACAACAAUGCCCAGAAAAGCUGGAAUGAGAACAUCAAUCGACACACCGUCCAUGCAAAACGAGACAUUGAGAACGGCGAGGAGAUCACAAUUUUCUACCUCGGUGUCCUCAACAACCGCAAAACCCGCCAAGAGGCUCUUCGAAGCAAAUUCAGGUUUACCAUCUUGUGUCGCCUUUGUUCCUUGCCGCCAGAUCAAAGCCAAGAAAAAGAUAGAAAGCUGAGUGAGAUCCUUACGCUAGAUGGUCUCAUUGGCAGAGAUGGCAUGAUGGGGAUCUUAUCGGCACCACUACGAAAACUUCGAUACGUUGAUCAACAGAUCCGGCUCUACAAUGAACUGGGUCCGAAUGACAACGGUUUGCCAAGGGCAUUUAUCGACGCUGCACAAAUUGCUAUUACCCAUGGAGACCUCGCCAGGGCACGAAUUUUUGCUAAGAGGGCGGUGCUAGGAUGGAUUGUCCUCGAAGGCGACGACGGCUCCCAAGUGCUUCAAUACAGAGCGCUGACCCAAGAACCCUCGAAGCACGAGUUAUACGGGACUACAAUGAAGUGGAAGACUGCCAUAGAUAACAUUCCUGUGGGACUUGACUCGGGAGACUUUGAUGAUUGGCUGUGGAGGAGGGACAAGCCAAAACAACUCGGACAACCGGUAGACCUUCGCAACCGGACGACGUUCCCGGGUUUCAAUGAUUUACCAGACGAGAACGACGUUGAUCUCGAAUUCUACGCAAGUAGUGACGGGUUUACCUAUCGACCACACCGGCAUUGGUUGUUCUUGGCCGAGAUUGUUGACUUCGCCACGAAAUGGACGUCAAAGAUGUUGAGGGCACGACGAUUCCGCUCUUCUUCUAUACAAACGACCGGGGCGAUGAAUUGGCACCUUCACAAGUUCAGAAAGGGUACACAAUUGCGAUUCUCUACGCAGAGCGUCACGCAUUCAUGUUUUCCGAACCGGGAAUCCGGCUCGAAGAGCCUACGAAUUUCAAGGUACAUUACAGCUCCAUCAAACACCACCAACCUAGUCUACGUCCCUAAUCUAGCGCGCUUCCACAGAUAUUUCCACUAUCGCUAGAGAAACUGCUACCGUUGGGCGACCGGGUCCAAAACUUCUCGAUAGAAAUGAAUGGUACAAGAAUAUGUCAUGGGUGUGAUAUGAAGGCAGCCUCCUUAAAGAAGUGUGCCAGGUGCUCGCUUUUUUGGUACUGUAACGCGGUUAGUGGUGAUCUAAGCCUCUCCUGUUCGACUGGGAUGCUGACUUGUAACAAUCAGGCCUGCCAGCGCACUGGCUGGAAUGACAAAGGCCACAAAGUAGACUGUAAUCUUCUCAGGGAUACUGAUUUGAAGGGACUGUUUUCUCUCGACUGGGAUAGUUUUGAAGGCUAUGUUCAAUUUCCUCUGAAGACGGCAACGAAUUAGAAAAGCCUUGGCUCUGUUCAAGAGACUGGUAGUCGCAAUAGCCUGUUGGUAAAAGAUCUUUCGUAUGUUCAUCAAACGACACUGUAGUCAUGUCAUCAUUAGGUGGUUGAAAUAGGAUCGCCGACUUUAUACCUUCUUAUAAGAAUAGCUUUGCCGAUGCUGACGUCCGCUAAUAAGUUGUCGCAGCGUUGCAUUAGUAAGAUUUCAUAGGCAGAUUUCAUAGACAGAUUUUGGAUCGAUGGUGAUACUCCCAUUCUUAUGAAAU